Messenger RNA from Myxocyprinus asiaticus (Chinese sucker), 3424 nucleotides. Its product is annotated as E3 ubiquitin-protein ligase MARCHF5-like. Gene Ontology annotation, molecular function: zinc ion binding. NCBI's taxonomy places the organism in Eukaryota, Metazoa, Chordata, Actinopteri, Cypriniformes, Catostomidae. The transcript is spliced from 6 exons. Bases 285 to 1130 code for a protein of 281 amino acids. The record is from RefSeq and is a predicted model, not a curated record.
CGAGUCCGCCCGCGCUUGCUCACGCGCAGUCAAUGGAGUCGAUGUGUGCUUUUGGAAAUAUAAACAUUUAUGAUAAUUCAUUGAUAGAUCGGUUAAUAACUAUUUAUAUCAGUCGUCUGUUAGCGGAGUUGUGCGGUUGCUUGCGUUAGUAAGCCGCUCAUAUCAGUGUUUAACACGGCGUCGAGAGACACCGCGGCCUGACGAUUAAACGUCUUUAAAAUAUUUGUAAUUGUUAUAGUUUAAUAAUUGUUAAUCUUUAUUUAAGUUUGUGAACCCAUGUAACUAUGGCAGAAGAGGGAGCGGUUGUUAUGCAGCAGAUUGUGGACAGGAGUUGUUGGGUGUGUUUUGCCACAGAUGAGGAUGACCGUACGGCUGAGUGGGUGCGUCCAUGCCGUUGCCGUGGUUCCACUAAGUGGGUUCAUCAGUCGUGUCUGCAGCGUUGGGUGGAUGAGAAACAAAGAGGCAACAGCACGGCACGCGUAGCCUGUCCGCAGUGCAAUGCAGAGUAUCUCAUCAUGUUUCCCAAACUUGGGCCAGUUGUAUACGUGUUGGAUCUGGCAGACAGACUGAUCUCAAAGGCCUGCCCAUUUGCUGCUGCUGGUAUCAUGGUGGGAUCCAUUUACUGGACGGCCGUCACGUACGGUGCUGUUACAGUUAUGCAGGUUGUGGGUCAUAAGGAAGGUCUGGAUGUGAUGGAACGGGCGGAUCCUCUCUUCCUUUUGAUCGGCCUACCCACCAUCCCAGUAAUGCUCAUUCUGGGGAAGAUGAUUCGCUGGGAAGAUUACGUGCUCCGCCUGUGGAGGAAAUACUCCAAUAAGCUUCAGAUCCUCAACAGUAUCUUCCCAGGUAUUGGCUGUCCAGUGCCGAGGAUCCCGGCGGAGGCCAGUCCGCUGGCGGAUCACGUGUCGGCCACACGGAUCCUGUGCGGAGCCCUGGUGUUCCCCACCAUCGCCACCAUCGUGGGUAAACUGAUGUUCAGCAGUGUCAACUCUAAUCUUCAGAGGACCAUUCUGGGUGGCAUUGCAUUUGUGGCUAUUAAAGGGGCAUUCAAGGUUUAUUUCAAGCAGCAACAGUAUCUCCGACAAGCUCAUCGCAAGAUCCUCAACUUUCCAGAGCUUGAAGAGGCCUGAGCUCAUCAUCACACCUCUGCACGACUACAUCCACUGUCAUUCAGUUUGAAGAGUCACUACUGCACCACAAUACCGUCACAUUCAGACAUUUUCACAGAUGCUGGUUUUGGUUUUCUAUUCCCUGAGAAUGUGACAAUUGCAUUUCGAGUGCGAAUUGAGAUUGAACUAUGUUUCUGUUGAUAUAAUCAGACCUGGGAAGUUGUGUGCUUCUCAUUUUAUGGGCUUUGACAUUUUUUAGAAAGAGUAAUAAUUUAAGGUUUUAUAUGAUAUAGUGGCUGUUUUAUAAUGAAUUCAAAAUGUCUCAACUGAAUCACUAUCAUUAAAGUGUGACUGCUUUGCGAUGUGACCGCUUAACCUUUGGUUUCUUGUUUCAAGAUGACGUCCCGUUUCACAUAAAGCACUUAUGUUAAUAUUCUACCCUCAUUAAUAAUUAGACUUGUGAAUGCAUUAUGCUCUAAUAUUAAAGGCAAACAUAAAUAAAAGCUGGGAUUUGCUUGUAAGAAGCUUAUAAAAUUAAAAGAAAAAAUUAAUUAUAAUUUAUCUAAAGAAAAUGAAGCCUGUUUUUAGGCCCAUUUGCAUUAUUUUCAUGACAAUUAAGCACAUUUCCCCCCAAAUUCUCAUUACCAUUAUGAGAAAAAGACAGUAAUAUAAAUAUUCCUGUCUGGACACCGUUUUUUGAGGAAAAUCCGCUUAAAGGAAAAGUUCACCCAAAUAAGGAAAAUUCUCUCAUUUACUCGCCCUCAUGCCAUCCCAGAUGUUAAUAAAUGUUUUUCUUCUGCUGAACAGAAACAAAGAUUUUUAGAAGAAUAUCUCAGCUCUGUACGUCCAUAAAAUGCAAGUGAAUGGUGAUCAAAACUUUGAAGCUGCAAAAAGACCAUAAACAGCAUAAAAGUAAUCCAUAAGAUUCCAGUGGUUUAAUCCAUGUCUUUUGAAGCGAUCCAAUCGGUUUUGGGUGAGAACAGACUGAAAUAUAUCUCCUUUUUCACUAUAAAUCUUGCCAUCAGCAGUCUCCCGGGCAAUCAUGAUUACAUUUCCUAUAGCACCAUCUAGUGCUCUGUACAUGCGUCAAGCACUAGGAAGUGUAAUUGAGCUUGAAAUCAUGAUUGUGCUUAGAGACUUCAAUGACAAGAUGUACAGUGAAAAAGGAGUUAUAUUUUAGUCUUUUCUCUCCCAAAAUCGAUUGGAACGCUUCAGAAGACAUGGAUUAAACCACUGGAGUUUUAUGCUGCCUUUAUGUGCUUUUUGGAGCUUCAAAGGUCUGGUCACCAUUCACAGACCUACAGAGCUGAGAUAUUCUUCUAAAAAUCUUUGUGUUCAGCAGAAGAAAGUAAUACAUCUGGGAUGGCAUGAGAGUGAGUAAAUGAUGAGAAUUUUCAUUUUUGGGUGAACUAUCCCUUUAAAUUCAGAUUAGCACGUACAGUAAUUGUAAGGUGUAUACUUACGAUUAUACUUUACAGAUCAACUUCACAGUUUAAAUUUUCCACACUGAUACAUUUUUUUAGAAACAACAUUUUAACGUUAUAGUAAUAAGAAUUAAUUGCCAUGAAAAUAAUGAUGAUAAUGCAAAUAAGCUUCAUUGUUUUUGUAUAAAACAUAUUUUCUUUUGAUUUUGGGGUGAAGUAUGACCCAAACAUUUCUUGACAGUGUUCGUAAGAUUCACCUUAUCUCUUGCUUUUACAUUCAAGCAAGCGCUCAACUAUGUUUUGUUUCCCUCCAUUGUAGUGUUCAUUUUUACCAUGUUGAAAGCAACUUGGUUCAGUUUGUACGCCAAAGAAAUGUGUUCUAUAAUUAGUUUUUAAUGCACUUUACAAUUAGUGUUUGAGGGAUAUGUAACUUUGGCACCUGAUGCCUCAUAACUUUUGUUAAUAACCCUGUUUUAUUAUAUAUUCCCAGAGAUAUUUGGUCUUGUGUGGUGCAAGCUAUUGAAGUAUUAGUGGCCUUUGUAGUUACACCAGGACAAAUGAUGUCUUAAUAAAGGCCAUGUAGUCCAGAUGGACAACUGUAUUUGGCUGAACAUGCUAAAUGUUUGGAUUUGUGUUUCCUUUUCUGAAUAUUUCUAUUUGAUGAUUUAUCAAGAGCAUUUGUUUUAUCUCCAUCAUAUUUCAUCUGUGACUGUAGUGUAUCUGAUGUAUGUAAAUUAGAAAACAGUAUAUAAAUACAUACUAGGACAGUUAUUUAAAGGCAUGCCCAGCAGCAGUACACUACAGUGAGUUUGUGAUCAAAUGUGUGGUAAGGGUCUGAAUUGCUUUAUUUGAAAGACCUUUUGUAAAUAAAUCACAGGCUUAUAAACCUGA